Molecule: messenger RNA, 2556 nt
Organism: Nelumbo nucifera (sacred lotus)
Lineage: Eukaryota; Viridiplantae; Streptophyta; Magnoliopsida; Proteales; Nelumbonaceae
Source: RefSeq, a predicted model, not a curated record
GGUUCUCGUGAUUGUCAACUUUCGCCUUCUUCUGUACGGUUUCACCUCUCUUUCUGUGUGAGAGUCUUCUGGCUUUUGACUUCCUUUUAUUUCAUUUCUAAUUUCUGUUGCUAUAUUCUCUUGGACUCUUUACCCUUAAUUUCCCCAUCUUCUGCAACUCCAGCGAGAUUUGGUUCGGCUUUUUUUUUCUUUCGGUUUAUCAGGGUAUGUCUGUAUCUUGGUUCUUCUGGAGCUAAGCUUCCAUUAACUUCAUUGCAGACACUGUUGAACAGGAUUUCAGAAAUGGGUCUUAGCUUGUUUUUCUUCUAGCUUGUUCUGCUUUUAGGUUAGGAUGCAAUGUUGCUUGUUUUCUUAGUUUGUGUUUUUCUUCUUUCUUCCUGGAUAAUGCAUAGAAUUAUCCAUUUCUUACUAAGAACACGUAAAUUUGUGCUGGAGAAAAAAACAUUACAGCAUUCUGAGUUCUGAAAUUUUGUGGCAGGUKCUCCUCUGAAGAAAUUCUGGUAGGAAGUUUAAUACUUUUACUGGAUUGUAGAAGACGCUGAAGGAAACCUCUUGUGUUUGGUGACACUUGAAUGCCUUUAAAAUAAAAUUUUGGGCAUAUAAGGAUGAAACGAUGGCUUUAUGGUUUGAAGGGGAAACAACUAUCUCUCACUCUUGUUGCUAUGGCUUGCACAACCAUCCUUAUCUGGGCAUGGGAAAAAACGCCACUUCUCACCACAUUGCUUCCACCUCAAAGCCUGCUCUCAAUUCCUUCUUCAGAAAUACUCAUGGGCACACCUCUUGUGAGCGCAACAUCUUCAAACUCAGAUGUCUAUGUUAAGGAAGAUUUAUCAUAUGCAGAACCAAACAAAGAAACGAUAACUGAGCAUGGGGAACAAAGCUUCUCUGUGGUAGCACCUACAAACAUGAACUCUCCUGAAAAGAGUAAAAAUGAUAGUAAUCCAACUAGACCCUCCUUUGAGAAGAAAGAAAUUUUACCAAAUGCAUUAAGGGAAGGGUUGACACUCAAACCAGGCCUAGAAGAAAAAGAUGGAUCUGAACAAGUGAAAAAUGUCGAGGUAGUAGCAACAAUGGUUCAUAAAAUCAACACCUCUUCUGUGAAGGGAAAGGAUGAUGGGAGUUCAGGGACUCUUGUGGAGGAGAAAGCACCCUGUAAUUAUGCAAGGGGAAGAUGGGUCGUGGACAAUAAACGACCAUUGUAUUCUGGGUUUGGUUGCAAGCGCUGGCUGUCAGAGAUGUGGGCUUGUAGGUUGACCCAGCGCACAGACUUUUCCUAUGAGAGUUUUCGAUGGCAGCCAGAAAAUUGUGAAAUGCCAAACUUUGAAGAAUCUAAAUUUUUGAGAAGAAUGCAGGACAAGACUGUAGCUUUCGUCGGGGAUUCACUGGGCAGGCAGCAGUUCCAAUCGCUAAUGUGCAUGGUGACAGGUGGCAAAGAUAGACCAGAUGUCAUUGAUGUUGGAAAGGAGUAUGGUCUUGUCAAAGCUCGCCAUGCUACACGGCCUGAGGGUUGGGCUUAUCGGUUCCAAAGCACCAAUACUACUAUCCUCUAUUACUGGUCUGCAAGCCUCUGUGAUUUGGAGCCUCUUAAUAUCAAGGACCCAGCCACUGACUAUGCAAUGCACCUUGAUCGCCCAGCAGCAUUCUUGCGCCGUUACCUUCACAGGUUUGAUGUCCUGGUCCUCAACACAGGACACCAUUGGAACAGAGGGAAGCUUAGAGCAAAUAGGUGGAUCAUGCACGUUGGAGGUGUUCCCAAUACGAAUGGGAAGCUUGCAACUAUUGGAAGUGCCAAGAACUUCACAAUAUAUAGUGUUGUCAAGUGGCUAGAUUUGCAACUUCCAAAACAUCCACAGCUUAGAUCAUUCUUCAGGACUAUUUCACCUAGGCAUUUCUUCAAUGGGGAGUGGGAUUCAGGGGGAAGUUGCGAGAAUACCACUCCAUUGGCUGGAGGAAAGGAAGUUUUGCAAGAGAAAUCCAGUGAUACUGUGGCUGAGGGGGCUGUGAAGGGGACAAAUGUGAAGUUGUUGGACAUAACUGCUCUCUCCAAGCUAAGAGAUGAGGGCCACAUUUCCAAGUACAGCAUUAAAGCAACACCUGGUGUCCAGGAUUGCUUGCAUUGGUGUUUACCAGGCAUUCCUGAUACAUGGAAUGAGAUACUCUUUGCACAAUUAUAGGCCAAAUGACAGUUUCUCAAUCAAGUCUUUAAAAAAAAAAUCUCUGCCUGGGAAGGAGACAUCUCAAUCUCUUGAGGAUACAGACCUGAAGCACUGGAUAUGAUAAAACAUUUGACCAUAAUGAUGAUCUAUCCUCAUAUGUGGUGUUAAGAGGAGGGGUUUGGCACCCAAUACUUAAUUAGGUCCACGAAAUUAUGGCCCAUGGGAUGUUCACGAGUGUUUGGGAACCACUUAGGAUGAAAUGGUCUUAUUAUAUUUUCCCAUUUCACUUGAGAGCACCGGUUCAUCUGAAAUGGAGCCAUUUCAUAUUGUUGGAGAACAUGUAAAAUGAAACCUUUUGAGGUUUCAAUAAAUUUAAGUAAUUACUAUUUUUUCUCUUAAA